Didymella exigua CBS 183.55 is the source of this 1095-nucleotide messenger RNA. RefSeq names its product ARP2/3 actin-organizing complex subunit Arc34. The transcript has 5 exons. Gene Ontology annotation, biological process: Arp2/3 complex-mediated actin nucleation; actin filament polymerization. Gene Ontology annotation, molecular function: structural constituent of cytoskeleton; actin filament binding. The coding region runs from base 69 to 1025 and encodes 318 amino acids. Gene Ontology annotation, cellular component: Arp2/3 protein complex; actin cytoskeleton. NCBI's taxonomy places the organism in Eukaryota, Fungi, Ascomycota, Dothideomycetes, Pleosporales, Didymellaceae. The record is from RefSeq and is a predicted model, not a curated record.
CCGCAUCAGCCUACGAGAGCUCCCCGCCAUACACUUUUGCACCCCUUCACGGCACCUCGACAACCACAAUGCUUCUCCUCGACUACCAGAACGUGCUCAUCGAGUCCCUAUUGAAGGACCGCUUCUCUGGAGGAGCUCCAGCCAACAUUGACCAGGUGGUCUCCGACUUCGACGGCGUCACGUUCCACAUCUCGACUCCCGAAAGCAAGACAAAGAUUCUCGUUUCCCUGCAGAUCAAGUGCUUCUCGGAGCUUGUUCAGUACGGCGCCCAAGCAGUGCUCGAGCGCGAAUAUGGCCCUUACAUCGUCUCGCCGGAGUCAGGGUACGACUUCUCCGUGCUAGUAGAUCUGGAGAACCUGCCAGAAGAUAAGGAGAGCCGUGAUGAUCUCAUCAGGCGCAUAUCACUUCUUAAGCGGAAUGCAAUGGCUGCACCCUUUGAGCAGGCUUUCGACGAGUUUGCGCAACUGCAGGAGGAAGCUUCCAAGUACACUUCAGAGUCUGCGCCCCAGGGUGUGAAAGAGGGCGGUGAGGUGCGCGCGAUACACUACCGUGAGGAGGAAGCGAUAUACAUCAAGGCCAGUUUCGACCGUGUUACAGUCAUCUUUUCCACUGUUUUCAGGGAAGAGACAGACAGGAUCUUUGGAAAGGUUUUCCUCCAAGAGUUCGUCGACGCAAGGCGGAGGGCUAUCCAGAACGCGCCCCAGGUGCUCUUCCGCAACGAUCCACCUCUUGAGCUUCAAGGCAUUCCAGGCGUCGACACUUCUGGUUCUGCUGAUAUUGGCUACAUUACGUUUGUCCUGUUUCCUCGCCAUUUGGCGGCUGCCCGACGCGCUGAGGUCAUCUCUCACAUCCAGACCUUCCGCGAUUACUUCCACUACCACAUUAAGGCUUCCAAGGCGUUCAUCCACUCGAGAAUGCGCAAGAGGACCGCCGAUUUCCUUCAAGUCCUGCGAAGAGCCAGGCCUGAGUCUGAAGAGAAGGAGCGCAAGACCGCCAGUGGGCGAACAUUCAGGGUUCAAGCAUAAGCGCAUAUCCAGCUAUGUGUUAGUCACCGAGAAGAAGACAAAGCAAUUCCAACCCAUUCUGAACACCCCA